AAUGGCAUCAGAUAUUCCUGGCUCAGUGGCCUUGCCGGUGGCACCAAUGUCAAGUGGACAAGUGAGAAUGGCAGGAUCCAUGCCUUCCAGAGGAGGAAAGCGCCGCUCUGGGAUGGACUUCGAUGAUGAAGACGGGGAGGGGCCCAGCAAAUUUUCAAGGGAGAAUCAUAGUGAAAUUGAGAGACGCAGAAGAAACAAGAUGACACAGUACAUCACCGAACUGUCUGAUAUGGUCCCCACUUGUAGCGCGUUGGCUCGUAAGCCUGACAAAUUGACGAUUCUUCGGAUGGCUGUUUCACACAUGAAAUCAAUGAGGGGCACUGGGAACAAAUCUACUGAUGGAGCUUACAAGCCUUCAUUUCUUACAGAACAGGAACUGAAACAUCUUAUCCUGGAGGCUGCAGAUGGGUUCCUGUUUGUAGUUGCAGCUGAGACGGGAAGAGUGAUCUAUGUAUCAGAUUCUGUGACUCCUGUGCUGAACCAGCCACAGUCUGAAUGGUUUGGCAGCACUUUGUAUGAACAGGUUCAUCCAGACGACGUGGAAAAGCUGCGAGAGCAACUAUGUACAUCUGAAAACUCUAUGACAGGACGAAUCCUGGACUUGAAGACUGGAACUGUAAAGAAGGAGGGUCAGCAGUCCUCAAUGAGAAUGUGCAUGGGAUCAAGGCGCUCUUUCAUUUGCAGGAUGAGGUGUGGAAAUGCUCCUCUGGAUCAUUUACCUCUGAACAGAAUAACCACCAUGAGAAAAAGAUACAGGAAUGGCCUUGGCCCAGUAAAAGAAGGCGAAGCACAGUAUGCUGUUGUCCAUUGCACUGGCUAUAUCAAGGCUUGGCCACCAGCAGGAAUGACUAUACCAGAAGAAGAUGCUGAUGUGGGACAAGGUAGUAAAUAUUGCCUCGUGGCAAUAGGAAGGCUUCAGGUGACCAGCUCUCCAGUGUGCAUGGACAUGAAUGGCAUGUCGGUCCCCACUGAGUUCUUGUCCAGGCACAAUUCUGAUGGAGUCAUUACCUUCGUCGACCCAAGGUGCAUCAGCGUCAUUGGCUACCAGCCCCAGGAUCUUCUGGGGAAAGAUAUUUUAGAAUUCUGCCAUCCUGAAGAUCAAAGCCAUUUGAGAGAGAGUUUCCAACAGGUUGUGAAACUGAAAGGUCAAGUCCUGUCUGUGAUGUAUCGUUUUCGUACCAAAAACCGGGAAUGGAUGCUGAUCAGAACCAGCAGCUUCACAUUUCAGAAUCCUUACUCUGAUGAGAUUGAAUACAUCAUCUGCACCAACACUAAUGUAAAACAACUGCAGCAACAGCAAGCAGAACUUGAAGUACAUCAAAGAGAUGGGCUGUCAUCCUAUGACUUGUCCCAGGUGCCUGUUCCAAGUAUACCAGCUAAUGUUCAUGAGGGUGGAAAGUCUGUGGAAAAGCCUGAUGCUAUCUUCUCCCAAGAGAGAGAUCCUAGAUUUGCUGAGAUGUUUGCUGGAAUAACUGCUUCAGAUAAAAAAAUGAUGGCCUCAGCAUCCACAGCAGGAAACCAGCAGCUUUACUCACAGGGAAGCCCAUUUCAGCCAGGACAUUCAGGAAAGACUUUCAGUUCGUCUGUGGUACAUGUGCCUGGUGUGAACGACAUCCAGUCUUCUUCAUCAACAGGCCAGAAUCUGACACAGAUAUCUCGCCAGCUAAAUCAGAGUCAGGUUGCCUGGACAGGAAAUCGCCCACCAUUUCCAGGACAGCAAAUUCCAUCUCAGUCUGGCAAGGCUCAGUCAUCUCCCUUUGGGAUUGGAACAAGUCACACCUACCCAGCUGAUCCGUCAUCAUACAGCCCCCUUUCCAGCCCAGCCACCUCUUCUCCGAGUGGGAAUGCCUACUCGAGCUUAGCAAACCGAAGUGCAGGGUUUGCUGAAGGUGGCCAGAGCAGUGGCCAGUUCCAGGGGAGACCUUCUGAAGUCUGGUCCCAGUGGCAGAGCCAGCAUCACAACCAGCAAAGCAGCGACCAGCAUUCGCACCCACAGCCCAGCCAGACCGAGGUGUUCCAGGACAUGCUGCCAAUGCCGGGGGAUCCGACGCAGGGUACUGGCAAUUACAACAUUGAAGAUUUUGCUGACCUGGGCAUGUUUCCACCAUUUUCGGAGUAGCUUGCAAAGCAUGAAGUGAAGUUCUUCUCCAAGGCCAUUUCAAGUGUAAUUUUGGCUCUGCUUUUUCUGUGUUGCAUUUCUGUAGAAGCUACUAAACCAGAAGACGCAUUUCUCAUGUUUUGGAUAGUGGUGUAGGGCUUGCUCUCUCCUCCUUAGGGUGCAUCAGUGCCAACAGAGGAGCUCCAGCACUUGUUAGUGUUCAUU
Nestor notabilis (Kea) is the source of this 2323-nucleotide messenger RNA. RefSeq names its product aryl-hydrocarbon receptor nuclear translocator 2 (gene ARNT2). NCBI's taxonomy places the organism in Eukaryota, Metazoa, Chordata, Aves, Psittaciformes, Psittacidae. Gene Ontology annotation, cellular component: cytoplasm; transcription regulator complex; nucleus. The record is from RefSeq and is a predicted model, not a curated record. The transcript is spliced from 18 exons. Gene Ontology annotation, molecular function: RNA polymerase II cis-regulatory region sequence-specific DNA binding; protein dimerization activity; DNA-binding transcription factor activity, RNA polymerase II-specific. The coding region runs from base 2 to 2119 and encodes 705 amino acids. Gene Ontology annotation, biological process: regulation of transcription by RNA polymerase II.